Molecule: messenger RNA, 1377 nt
Organism: Acyrthosiphon pisum (pea aphid)
Lineage: Eukaryota; Metazoa; Arthropoda; Insecta; Hemiptera; Aphididae
Product: 52 kDa repressor of the inhibitor of the protein kinase-like
Exons: 3
Coding region: 1-1377 (458 amino acids)
Source: RefSeq, a predicted model, not a curated record
AUGGAGGCAUUUGGACUGGAUACUUUGGGUUCUAUAAAAGUUGCCGGGGUAUUUUCUAUAUUAGCAGACGAAACAGCUGAUAUUUCAUGUAAAGAGCAAUUCUCUUUAUGUGUUCGAUAUCUAGAAACCAAUACUUUAAAAUUACGUGAAGAUUUUUUAAAAUUUGUUCCAGUAACUAGCUUAACGGGAGAAAGCCUCGCUCAAACUUUAUUAGAUAAUCUAAUAAAUCUUGGUAUAGAUUGUUCUUUUAUGGUUGGACAGGGAUAUGACGGGGCUGCGGCUAUGAGUGGUCGUUUUAAUGGUGUACAAGCUCUAAACUUGGCUAUUUCUGACGCUUGUGACCUUCAAAGUAUUCGGAAUUGUAUGGGUGCACUUAGUUCUGUAUACAAUUUUUUUAAUACUCCAAAACGACAAGAAGUUCUUUUAAGUAAAAUUGCAAGUAUAGAAACAAAUACAAAAACCACUAGACUUAAAAAUGUAUGCCCCACAAGAUGGAUUCAACGACAUGAAUCAGUUUUAAUUUUCUUAGAACUACAAAAUGCUGUUACAAUUUCUCUUGAAACCAUUUCUUCGUGGCAAGACAAAACUACAUGUUCUACAGCAUUACAACUAUUAUCUGCAAUUCAGGAUGUUGAAUUCCAGAUAUCCCUCCGUACUACUGCCAAGAUCUUUGGUAUAACUUCUCCCUUGAGUCGUUUAUUACAAACAGAAAAUCUAGACUUAUCAACUGCAAUGAUUCUCGCAACAAACAUUGAAGAAAUGUUAAUUAAAAUGCGUAAUGAUAGUGAAAAAGAAUUUAAUUAUAUUUUCAAUGAUGUUCAAAAAAUAUGUUCUGAUCGGGAUGUUGAUGUUAAAAUUCCACGAAAAGUUGGAAGGCAAGUACAUUGUAGUAAUAUUGAAACAGAUUCACCUGAAGUAUAUUUUCGUGUUUCAAUAUUCAUUCCAUUUUUAGAUUUUUUUAUUACCCAAAUUCAAAGACGUUUGUUAGAUCAUAAACAAAUUUUGUCAAGUUUUCACUGUCUCUUGCCAUCAAAAAUAAAUAAUUUAGAGUUCAAAAAACAAUUUGAGACUGACAUUGUACAUUUAGUACGUCGUUAUGAAAAAAUCGUUAAGUGCAGUGAACAACAAAGUAUCGGAGAACUUAGAUUAUGGUGGAAUUAUGUAAGCCAAAUGAAUGACAAUCUUAAAAAUGCCCAUUCAGCUUUACUUGUAUGUGAUGAAAAAAUAUUUCCAAUUAUACGAAAACUUUUAGUUAUUCUUGUUACUCUACCAGUAACGACAGCCACACCGGAAAGAACUGAAAACCUAUCUACGAAAUACAACCGGAGAAUCUCGCUUAAAUGGAUUAGCAAUGCUAAAUAUUCAUCGGGAUAUUGA